AUGCAUAUAAGUAUCUUCCAAAAUACGGAAGCUGAAACCAUUAAAAAUUACUCUGCCUACUCAAGAUUUUACAAAAAAGAAUGCAAGAUUGUUUUAGGAAAACAGAAUGAUGAUGGAACUGAUGAGUCAGAUGAAGAAUGCCUUGAUGUUGGGCCACCUCCUACGAAUGCUGAAUUGUUGAAUGCUUUGAAAAGUGCUGCGACAAUAUCUCAUUAUAUUCUACUGGUUGUGAGCAUCAUCAUGAUGAGCUUUACUAUGGCAAUAAUUCCAUUCUGCCAGGCACUUUGGGUACUGGCAAUCGUCCUCGCUAUUAUGGGCUUCUUCAUGGGUACAGUUGAUACCGUUGCAAAUGUGUCCAUGAUUAGAAUUUAUGGAAGAGAUGUAUCUCCAUUUCUACAAGCACUACAUUUUUUCUAUGGAGUGGGUGCUUUUAUAAGUCCAAUGAUUGCUCAGCCUUUUCUUUUAAAUGAAGAUUGCACGCCUUUCCUUGACAACCAAUCGGAACCCGUUCAUAUACUAGAUCAAAAUGAAACUCUUCCAGCAAAGAAUCUUCAAGAAGCUCAGAGAAUGACACACAUUGAUUAUGCAUUCUGGAUAAUGGCCGGAUUGAUGAUUCCAGUUGCGUUGUUGAGUCUUACAUUGCUUGGAAAAGAUGUAUAUCUAAAAAUGUUUGGAAGACCUGGCGAUAUAAAUCAGAACAAACAAGAUCAAUACGAAACAUCUACGGACGAAAAGUAUGAUACUAGCCCUGUAUCGACCUUCCAAACAAUAACAAUUACACUAUUAUGCGCUUCUUUAAUGUUCUUAUAUGACGGCUUACAAGCUAUUUAUGGUGGAUAUCUAUACUCUUACGCUGUUAAAGGUCCGGUUAAUUUGAAGAAAUCAAAUGCAGCUUACUUAAAUGCAUUUUUUUGGGGAAUGUUCGCUACUGGACGAUUACUAUCCAUAGCCCUAGCUACACGACUUGCUCCUGCUUUCAUGCUGGGAUGCAAUAUAGUUGGCUGCACACUAGGAAUGCUCUUCAUGCUAGCUUUCAACCAUAGUAAAGCAGUUCUUGUUAUGGGUACCUGCAUCAUUGGAUUAUUCAUGAGCUCCGUCUUCCCAACCGCCCUUUCAUUGACUGAGGAGUACAUAAAAGUAACACCUACUAUUACCACAAUACUCGUAUUUGGUGCUGCACUCGGAGAAAUGUCCAUGCCAGUAAUUUUAGGACAUGAAUUUGAACGUGCUGGACCUAUAACGUUCUUAGUAACUGGAGUGGUUCUCUGCUUUUUGUCUCUUAUAAUUUACAUGGCUUUGUGGAUCGUUGGUCAUUCAGUUGUUCGUUAUACAGCCACUGGUGGAUUUUUGAGCUUUUUUUCGUCCUGUUUUCCCUCAAAAUCUGCUGCUGAAGGAGAAGAUACCGGCCUCACAACACAGCAUGUCCGAUACUAUUCGAGGAUGAGGUAUGACGAAUCACAAAACAGUUUAGGAGAACCUCAAUACACAGAAUCAUCCUUCACCGAGCAGCAAAGUGAGAGACGGCAACAAUGA
Uloborus diversus is the source of this 1533-nucleotide messenger RNA. Its product is annotated as major facilitator superfamily domain-containing protein 4A-like. The record is from RefSeq and is a predicted model, not a curated record. Lineage: Eukaryota; Metazoa; Arthropoda; Arachnida; Araneae; Uloboridae. The transcript has 12 exons. Gene Ontology annotation, biological process: transmembrane transport. Bases 1 to 1533 code for a protein of 510 amino acids.